This is a messenger RNA of Aureococcus anophagefferens, 1932 nucleotides long. RefSeq lists its product as hypothetical. The coding region runs from base 1 to 1932 and encodes 643 amino acids. NCBI's taxonomy places the organism in Eukaryota, Pelagophyceae, Pelagomonadales, Pelagomonadaceae. Gene Ontology annotation, cellular component: centrosome. The transcript has a single exon. The record is from RefSeq and is a predicted model, not a curated record.
AUGGACGAGGUGGACCACAUCAUCGCGGAGAUCCUCACGGAACGCAAGCACAGCGCCUCCAAAACGUCGCUGCUGCUCGAGACGAAAAAGCUGCGCGAGGCCUGGGACGCGCUCAACGCCUGGAUCCUGGACCGCGUCAUCCAGCGGCGGGGCGCCGCCGUGCCCAACUUCGGGAAAUUCACGUGGCAGGUGCUCGGCGGCUUCACGCCCGCGGACCUGGACCCGCGCCUCGCGGGCAAGAAGGCCGCGAGCAAGAUUCCGCUCCGGCCCGUGUUCAUGUUCGCGGAGAACUUCUGCCGGAGCCACGGCCUGCCCUGGCGGCGCCAGAACGAGGCGGACCUCGUGAAGUGCGGCGACCUCGACUACAGCAACCUCGCGCUGCGCUACAGCUCCCACCUCACGAAGGACAUGGUCUUCGCCGCGCUGCGGGACGUCACGCGGCGCGUCGGCGAGAAGAUCGCGUCGGGCUUCGCGCUCCGGGUGAAGAUGAGCGUCGGGUCCCUCGUCUGCGAGCACGGCAAGUGCCGCUUCGAGUUCGACGCGGCGUCCCUGGCCCCGCGCGCGCGCGAGCCCGCCGCGGCGCCGCCGCCGGCCGACGCGCCCGCGGCGGACGCGGCGCGGCCGGGCACCGUCGCCGCGAGCCGCCCGGCGUCCGAGGACAAAUCCGACGACGCCGGCGACGGCGGCGACGAGCCCCUGCCGGUGAUCCCGCCGCCGAAGCCCUACGCGUUCACGUCGAGCACGUUCUAUUCGACGCCCGCGGACGAGUACGAACAUCCCGACACGCCCGCGGAGUACCACAGCUCCGUGCUCGCCAAGACGAACGGCGAGAUCAUGCGCGACUCCACGGACGCGCUCCUGGGCAUGCUCCCGACGAAGAACCACCUCAAGCCGUCGGCGACGUACUACCGGCGCGACCGCGACCCGGGCAAGCCGCUGCUCUCGGAGCUCAACGACAAGUGCAAGACGACGGGCCUGCUCCAGGCCGAGUCGUCCGUCGCCGACGCGGCCUACGAGCGCCACCUCGCGUCCAUCGAGCACGAGGCGAACCGCAUCCAGGACGAGAAGGUCGUCUUCCAGAAUUUGUUGGCCGAGGGCUACGCGGCCGACGCGGAGAAGCGGAAGAACUGGAAGCGCGCGAACCUCGAGCUCCAGGAGUACCUCCAGAACCAGAUCGACACCAAGGCCGUCAAGCACGCGCGCGAGAAGGAGAUCCCCGAGGACGAGCUCAAGGAGCAGGAGGCCCUCGGCGCCAUCGUCACGAAGAGUCUGGAGGCGUCCAAGGGCAAAACCUCCCGACCUGCGGACGGCGCGCCGCUCCGGCGGAACACGUCCGUCGCGGAGUCGCUCAAGCAGCCCAUGCGGCCCAUGCUCGAGGGGCCCUUCAAGAUGUACAACAUCACGGGCUUCCCGACGCGGGGCCGCGCGGAGAACAUCAAGGUCCACGAGCUCUGCGACGAGCUCGCGCGGUCCAUCGACUGCCGCAAGGAGCGCGUCAAGAGCGAGCGCGAGGAGGUGUUGGAGGAGGAGCGGCGCUUCAUCCGCCACGUCAACGACGAGAUGUUCAAGAACAAGACGCUGGCGAAGCAGAAGCUCGACGCGGCGAACAACGAGCUCCUCCGGGCCUGGGAGACGUCGCAGCACGUCAAGAACUUGCAGCGGCUCCAGGGCUUCGGCGCGGACGCGAUGCUGAGCUACGCCAAGUCCGCCCACCCGGAGGGCGACGAGCCCGAGACGCUCCGCCACCCGCCGACGCUCCCGCCCACGCGCCAGCUCGCCGCGACCAUCGCGUCCGCGAAGGCCAAGGGCGUCGACCUCUCCGUGGGCUUCGACCCGCGCGACGCGGCCGCGUCCGGCGUCCCGGCGUCGAAGAAGGGCUCGAGCCUCAUGGGCCUCUCCACCGACAGCCGCAAGGCCCUCAUCGACGCCUAG